Eublepharis macularius is the source of this 1401-nucleotide messenger RNA. It is a transcript of the gene MCAT, whose product is annotated as malonyl-CoA-acyl carrier protein transacylase. The transcript has 4 exons. The record is from RefSeq and is a predicted model, not a curated record. Bases 1 to 1059 code for a protein of 352 amino acids. NCBI's taxonomy places the organism in Eukaryota, Metazoa, Chordata, Lepidosauria, Squamata, Eublepharidae. Gene Ontology annotation, molecular function: transferase activity.
AUGCUGGCGCGGCGGGGGCUGGCGGCGGCGGCGGCGGCGGCGGCGGGGCGGGGGGCGCGCGGGGCGGCCUCCCCCUCCCCCUCCCCCCGCCCCUCGGUGCUGCUCUUCCCCGGGCAGGGCGGGCAGCGCGUGGGCAUGGGGCGGGGGCUGCCGGGCUGCCCGGGCGCGCGCCGGCUCUUCCGCGCGGCCGAGCGCGUGCUGGGCUACGACCUGCUGGGCCUCUGCCUGGGCGGGCCGCGCGCCGAGCUCGACCGCACCGCCCGCUGCCAGCCCGCCCUCUUCGUCUGCUCGCUGGCCGCCGCCGAGGCGCUGCGCCACCGGCAACCCGCGGCGGUUGAAAACUGUGUUGCAGCUGCUGGAUUCAGCCUUGGAGAGUACGCAGCUCUUGUUUUCGCAGGAGCCAUAGAGUAUGCAGAAGCUUUAUACGUAGUAAAAGUACGUGCUGAAGCCAUGCAAGAGGCGUCAGAAGCUGUUCCAAGUGGAAUGUUGUCCGUUAUUGGCCGGCAUCAUUCAGAUUAUGUGGCUGCCUGCAGAGAUGCUUGUGAGCAUUGCAAAUCAGUGGGCAUAGAAGAUCCUGUAUGUGAAAUUUCAAACUACCUGUUUCCUGAUGGUAGAGUCAUUGCAGGACACUUGCAGGCACUGGAGUUUUUACAACAAAAUGCCAAAAAAUACUCAUUUGCACGUGUGAAAAUGCUGCCAGUCAGUGGAGCUUUUCAUACUCGACUUAUGGAACCAGCAGUGGAACCUUUAUCUGAAGCCCUUGGAUUGAUUAACAUUCAAAAGCCACUCAUCCCUGUCUAUUCAAAUGUGGACUGCCAGAGAUACACAGAACCAAAACAGAUCAAGCAUUUGUUAGUGAAACAGCUAAUUUCGCCCGUGAAAUGGGAACAGACAAUGCAUAUAAUGUAUGAUAGGAAAAAAGGAGUAGAGCUUCCUUGUACGUAUGAAGUUGGGCCUGGAGGACAGCUUGGAGCCAUGCUCAAAAACUGCAACAUGAAGGCCUGGAGAUUCUAUACAAAUACCGAUUCUUUAGAAGAUGAGGAAAAAGAAGAAACAUAGCGGUGUUUGCAAGAAAAGACUUCAUGGUGGAAGCCCCCCCAUUUGAUGGUAAGGGGGGGACUUAAGCAGGCCCAUCCGUGGUCUGUCAACAGAGAGAUGUACACAGCUGAUGUGAGGGUGUCCCAUCUCUAGGCAGCAGCCGCAUGCAGAAAUCGUGUCGAUAAGCUGCAUGUUACCCCACGAAGACAAAGACCAUCAAAUGACAUUUUGGGUCCUGGUCCAUCAUGCUGACGGACUUGCCCUCUAAUUUAAUGGUUCCAGUGGCAGACCAUCAGAUAUCUUGUACUUAGAAAUGUAGCUGUCCUAAUUGACCAUUUUAAAUAAACCAAAGGAUUGUGAUGA